GUUUGCGUGAAGACGGAAGCUUAGCGCUGUACACAAGGUGACGGUUGGGUUGUACAUAGAAAAAAAAGAUUAGCCUUAUUUAUACAUUGUUUCGACAUAAAUUUGAAUUUGAUUUAACGCUGGAAAGGAACAAUGCUAACCUACGUUUUAACCACGAGUUUUAAAGAAAUAAAAUACGACAUGUAUCUAACAAACGUUAGCACUGUUGCUACUAGCGAUCCAUAAAGCGUUAAGAGCUAGCUUAACAGCUGGUUGGCUGCUGUGACACGUAGCAGCAUCAUAUUCGGAUGUUUUCGUGUUUAACUGAGCAUAAAUAAAAUGGAAGAGAUAAAGAGCGAGCCUGUGGAUUUUGUGAGGGAAUUUCAGGAAUACUUGACCCAGCAAACCCAGCAUGUCAACAUGAUCUCGGGCUCUGUUUGUGGAGAAAAGGAGACAACGGAGCAGUUUCAUGCUGUUGUCCCAAGAUGUGAGCAGAAUGGUCUGGAUCCCCCUUCUGUGGAGGUGAGCCUGCCUGUGGAAGAUGGGUCAGAUGUGCAGAUGAUGGACGACCUGGAAAGGACCUGCGAUGGAAAAUACAAAUGCAGCUACUGUAGCUAUGCCAAUAAAGGCAUGGCUCGUCUAAUAGAGCACACCCGCAUCCACACAGGUGAAAAACCUCAUCGCUGCCAGCUUUGCCCAUUUGCGUCUGCAUAUGAGCGCCACUUGGAAGCCCACAUGCGCUCGCACACAGGAGAGAAGCCAUACAAGUGUGACCUCUGCGCGUUCCGAUGCAGCGACCGCAGCAACUUGUCCCACCACCGCCGCCGUCGCCACAAGCUUCUUCCCACGAGGGUGGUCCGGCCUCCCUUCUCUAACAAGAGAAUGCUGAGCGCUUUGCAGAAGAGGACAGGCUCGCUGGGCUUCGGUCGACGGCUCCUGAUCAACAUCAGUCCUCCCUCCUUGGUGUCGCCAAGGUCUGAAUAUAUGAAUGACCUCUCUAACAAGAUCCACCACUUGAAUAGCGAGUAUAAAAAUCCUCCCAAAGUGGAUGAGAUUGAAAACCACAGCCAGAGUGCUAAUGGUUUUAGAAACUCACUGGACCAGCUGUCUGCACUGGCUGGACAGCUGGGCAGCCUUCACUCUGAACCGGAGGCUCCUGCGUCACCUGACAGAGAGUCCGUAAAAGACGAGAAGCCAAUCCUGAUACAACACGUCUCCAGUGAACAGGUUGCAGUGUGCUCAAAUGCAUUUCAGACAUCGCCACCAAAAAACGAGUCUCCCACUUCAGUUCACGAAAGCGGCAGUCCCGUUCCUGCAUUUAGUUUGGAGAACAACACGAACACUUUUACUGGAAGCGUUAGCAACAGCCAGGCGAGCACACCCACCCUGGCCCCGACUGCACCAGACCAACAGCUCCUACAGAAAUGUCAGCAUUGCGAUAUUCACUUUUCCGAUAAUAUACUUUUUACUAUCCACAUGGGUUGCCAUGGUUUUGAACAUCCGUUCCAGUGCAACAUCUGUGGUCAUAUGUGCAUAGAUAAAUACAAUUUUGCUUGUCAUUUUGCCCGUGGACAACAUAAAAAGUGACAAUGUGCACUUUUAGUUUCAGACUUGUGUUCAGCUCCCUCAUUAAAGUGGAUGUUCUUUGCUGGUUAUUAUAUUAAUAAAUAUCCAAGGACUGUUAGGGAAAUAUUUAUUUUAAACUAUUAAAGGCUGAUUUCUCUGAGCUUGGCUUAUAGACGCACAAUCUGUAGUUUUAAUCAGUUUGGUCUGGUUACUGACACUUUUUAAACACAACGAGAACUACAAAAAACUUCUUUAGCAGCAAAUGAUUCACUUCAUGCAUUUU
Nematolebias whitei (Rio pearlfish) is the source of this 1828-nucleotide messenger RNA. Its product is annotated as zinc finger protein Pegasus. NCBI's taxonomy places the organism in Eukaryota, Metazoa, Chordata, Actinopteri, Cyprinodontiformes, Rivulidae. Gene Ontology annotation, biological process: regulation of transcription by RNA polymerase II. Gene Ontology annotation, molecular function: DNA-binding transcription factor activity; RNA polymerase II cis-regulatory region sequence-specific DNA binding. The transcript is spliced from 3 exons. Bases 319 to 1566 code for a protein of 415 amino acids. The record is from RefSeq and is a predicted model, not a curated record.